This is a messenger RNA of Lasiodiplodia theobromae, 1398 nucleotides long. RefSeq names its product Selenium binding protein. The transcript has 4 exons. The record is from RefSeq and is a predicted model, not a curated record. Gene Ontology annotation, molecular function: protein binding. Lineage: Eukaryota; Fungi; Ascomycota; Dothideomycetes; Botryosphaeriales; Botryosphaeriaceae. Bases 1 to 1398 code for a protein of 465 amino acids.
AUGCACAGUCUCGCUCUCACCUCCCUUGCGGGACUUUUGGCCGUUCCGGCCACGGCCCUCUCUUUGCCGCCUCUCAUUCCCUCCAUUCCUGGAGUGACCGAGCCGCUCGCCAGCAACGCACCGCCGCUUCCUGUCUUGCAACUUCCGACGCCUCCUCUUGACAGCCCGCCGCACGAUACCAACAGCAACAUCAAGCCUAAGAAGAUCGGAUACUUCUGGACUGGUGCUGGUGACAACGUGCACGCCGACUUUCUUGCCACCUACAGCUUGGACGACGACACUUUCGGCGAACUCAUUUCGAUCACCGAUGUCCCGACCAGCGGAAACAGCCCUCACCAUCUGGGACCCUCUCUCGAUGGCAAGACGCUCAUUGGCGGUGGGCUUCUGUCUCUUCUCAAGACCCAGGACACGGCGUACUACUUCGACACGAGCGACCCGUAUCACCCUAAAUUUCUGAAGAGCAACCGCGGCAUCCUCGGCUCCAUCACCGACGAGAUCCGCGCCAAGCCUGACGGCGGCUUCUUCAUCACAUACAUGGGCUCCGCGGUCGGCACCUCUCCGGGCCGCCUCGUCGAGACGGACGCCGACUUCAACAUCAUCCACGAGUGGCCCGAAGACGUGCCGGGCCUGCUCAACAUCCUGGGCGAGCAGUUCAGCCCGCACGGCCUGAGCGUCGACUGGGACGCCAACAUCAUCCUGACGUCCGACUUCGUCGUGCCGCUCAGCAUCCUCAAGCCGACGCUCGAGAUCCUGCGCGCCAACACGCUGCGCCUGUGGGACCUGCAGACGCGCACCAUCCUCAGCACCAUCACCAUCCCCGACGGCGGCGGCAUCCAGGACGUCAAGUUCAUCCCGGGCCACCCGGAGAGUGCCGCGCUCGCCACUGCCGUGCACCUCGGGCAGGUCUGGAUCAUUUAUCCUUUCCGUAAAGAUGCGAAGGGCAAUCAGGGCGUUGCUGAGCUGCUGUACGACCUGGGCCCGAAGGCACGGGAUACUGUUGCUAUCUACUCCGACCUCACUGAGGACGGCAGGUUCGCGUACUUUACGCUGACGACGGCUAACCAUGUCGCGGCGCUGGACAUUAGCGAUCUGAGCAACGUCAAGCGCCUGGAUGAUCCGGAUGAGGACCAGCCCAUCAUCGGCCCGCACUACGUCAAGGUCACGCCCGACCAGAAGCACCUGCUGGUCACGGACUACUUUGUGCAGACUGGCGAUAUCGGUGUUAUCAAUACCCCCGCCGACUUCAAGGCGCAGUACAUCGAUAUUUUGGACAACGGCGCGCUGAGCUUCAACCGCUCGAUCGACUUUGCGCGUGAGUUUGGUGAGAGGGGUGGCGCGAAGCCGCAUUCGGCUGUUGUGUUUGAUUUGACGGAUCCGGAGAAUCCGAAGUAUUAUUAG